GCAUGAAACCAACAUCAAAUUAAACUUAUUUGAAUGUUUUAUCAAAAUAACCAUCACUAUGGCAACAAUGUCUAGUAACAGACAGGUUUCAAUAUUAUAACUACAGUUUGAUUAAGUUUUUGUGUAUAUAUUAAAUAAAAUCCACUCUAAAAAGAACCCAGACAAUAUUACAGAAUGACAACCCAAGACAUAGCAAAUAUUACUGAAGAAAAAAAAAAGCGUGUGCCACUUUAUCCCGGCUUUCCCGAACUUGCUAGAUCUGAUGUUAGCAUUUAUCCUUCAUAUACCAAGCUAGCAUUAGCUUACCGUGUUGUUUGUCGCCAUCGUUACCAUUGGGCGAAAGUCGCACAGCAUCGCCAGUUUAUGAAUGAACUACAUAGUUUUGAAAGGUUGCAGGCAAAUGCUUUAGAUGGAGUCAGAGUUCACCGAGAAUUCUCACAGGGCAUAUUGUCACAUAAAAUACCUCCAAGGAGAUACAUACAGAAAUUAACUCCAGAUCCUUUAACAUCUUAUCAAAGGAUGAGGGUCGAAGAAAUUAUUAGCGGAAAUGUUAAUUUUAGCAACAAGUAAAUUAAACAUUGAUACCAGUGUGAUUAUU
This is a messenger RNA of Melitaea cinxia (Glanville fritillary), 598 nucleotides long. RefSeq lists its product as uncharacterized. Bases 175 to 570 code for a protein of 131 amino acids. The transcript is spliced from 2 exons. The record is from RefSeq and is a predicted model, not a curated record. NCBI's taxonomy places the organism in Eukaryota, Metazoa, Arthropoda, Insecta, Lepidoptera, Nymphalidae.